CUUUGUUCCAAGGGCCCCACUCACCUCUUCACUUUCGCUCUCCCUCCGCUCCACCACUUGAAGACGAAAGAUGGAUCAUAAUGACGCCGAACACGAUUCGGACACGGACUCCGUCGUAUCGGCUCACUCUGAAGUCCAACUUAACGAGUUUUUGGACGAUCAACAAGGACUGCGCAGACUCUCGGUCUGCGAGAUAGACUGUCACGCCACCAGGCUCAUGACAGCGACGCGUGAACACAAUGUGCGCGAAAUGAGGCGCAUUCUGGAGAAUGGCGCCGAUAUCAACGCGUUUGCGCGAUGCACCAGACCGACAUCCACUCGACAUGCAUGGUACGCUGCCGGCUCUUGCGUAUCGGCUUUGUGGGUCGCGAUCGAUAUUGGUAGCUUGGACGCCUUCAAUUUCCUACUUGACCACGGAGCAAGCCCUCACUUACCCGAUGGUUACAUGGGCGACCACGCGGUCCUCUUUGCUGCAUACAGAGGAAGGGCGGAGAUUGUGAGGAUCCUCUUAGAUCAGGGGGCGGACGUGAAUACGAGAGCCAAAGAUGGCCGUACGGCCUUACACUAUGCAUUCCAUCCAAGGGCUGGCGCGAUAAGACAGCUUCUAUCGGACGCGGGUUGCAAUUUCAACGCUCGUAACCAUUUCGGCUGCACACCACGUCAAUUCGCUUGGGAUGAAGCCGUCACACAGGAUCUUAUCCUUCACGGUGCAACGGAUCAGGGGCGCGAAGAUAUGUUGCACGAGUACGUUCCUCGCUCGGAGGACGACGUCAAACGAACAGCAAUAUUGCUGGCGCGUUUGACAGUGCGAGAUCUCGUUCGUCAAAUUUUGGAUUUUGCAGAGUAUUGGGUUCGGCGAAUCGAGUCUUCGGAGAUGGUGACUCCAAAAGUAAGAGGGGGCGGCGAUAGACUCGAGCGCCAAUCGUUAUGCCUCAGCACAGGAAUUAUGGGACGAGUAUAUCGACCUUUGCGCAAGGUCAUCUUCAAAAUCGUCGCUAACGAUCAAGGGUGGCGCACGCACGAUGGAUCGUGGACAUGGUUCGAAGCCGGUGGUUGUCGAGAACAUCGCGAGCUGCCUCGUAGAACUAUCGCAUACAACAUGCCUGCAAACUCAGUUCCGCACACGCAUAUCAAGAUCUGGGACGUGCAUGCCGAUGAAGGCACACAUGACUGGAUGGCACAGUUCAAGCGGGGAGAUACAUUGUUGAUCUAUGCGAAGGCACAAUUCAGUGGAUGGUGCAAUGACGUACUGAACGUUCAGGUGAUGACUUUCUGUGCCUACGUAUAGACUCUCGUACUAGAUCGGUCGUUCUGAAAUGAAGACUCAGACAAUGCUCCUGAAGGUUGUAUAUAUUUUACAUCUUCACAUCCUUCGAUCCUAGUCAAGCAUCGUGGCGAAGCUCAUCAAAUCUCAAAUCAAUGUGUAUGCGGCUAUUCGGUUGGGUCACUGCAAAUUUGGCAAUACCUUCGUUAUGUAUAUCAAUUAGUUACGCGAACGCCUUUCAUUGUGCGCGUGGCUGCGCUUCUUGCUGAUACAGCAAGUCCAAAUCCUGUUCAGUAAAGCAGCGUCGGUUCUGCCGAGUCUUCCAUGCAUGAUGUCCAACUUCGACUGAUUUAUACGAGAGCCGGUAUUUUAGCGCACAUUGCCUCUUACAAUCGCCAUCUUGUAUCCUCUACGUAACAUGCUGGGCGACUACGACCCCACACACGACUCAGACUG
This is a messenger RNA of Laetiporus sulphureus 93-53, 1720 nucleotides long. Its product is annotated as ankyrin. The transcript is spliced from 3 exons. The record is from RefSeq and is a predicted model, not a curated record. The coding region runs from base 71 to 1288 and encodes 405 amino acids. NCBI's taxonomy places the organism in Eukaryota, Fungi, Basidiomycota, Agaricomycetes, Polyporales, Laetiporaceae. Gene Ontology annotation, molecular function: protein binding.